Molecule: messenger RNA, 2709 nt
Organism: Cyphellophora europaea CBS 101466
Lineage: Eukaryota; Fungi; Ascomycota; Eurotiomycetes; Chaetothyriales; Cyphellophoraceae
Exons: 4
Coding region: 1-2709 (902 amino acids)
Biological process (GO): protein deubiquitination
Cellular component (GO): cytosol; nucleus
Molecular function (GO): cysteine-type deubiquitinase activity; cysteine-type endopeptidase activity
Source: RefSeq, a predicted model, not a curated record
AUGAAUCCCAACCACAUGCCGUACGGGCAGCCCAUGCCCAUGCAGCAGCCCCAGCGACGGCACGAUGGCUCCUACGCCCCUUUGCCUCCACACACGCACAUGAGGCCUCAUCCUGGCUAUCAGCCAUAUUAUGCUCAGCACAUGGGGCCUAUGAUGCCUCAGUACCCUCAGCAAUAUGCGCCCAACUGGUACCCGUAUCAGCAGCAGCAACAGCACAUGCAUCCUAUGCAUCAACCAAGACCUCAUUACUACCCUCAGCCACCUAUGCCACCCCCUCACUACCCUCCCAUGCCGGUUGCGUCGCAACCAAUGCAUCCCCAGGCGUCCCCUCGUCCAGCUCAGACUCCAAUUGGCGCAGCCUCGUUUCCUCCACCGAGCUCAGCAUCGACUACAUCAGCGGCUCCUGUCCAAACACCCCCAUCGCCUCCGCUAAGUACAUCUACUGUCAGCACGCGCAAGGAUAUGCUCUCACAGUCAGCUUCCCCCGCACCCCAACGCGUGCAGAGCCCAUCCACCGAAUCGAUCCCAGAAUCAGAACGCUUCUUCCCACCUACUCCGUGGUUGUCAUGCGAGGGCGAAGCCUUUCCACCUAGAGCUCCUCGGCAGCGGCGGCGCAUUGCACGGUCGCAGCUCGCCAGUGAGCCUGUUGUAUAUCCCUGGGUAGAGCCAGCACCCGAAAUGCCUGCGGAGCCAUCGGUCGAACAAACCACCCCCAAGGCAGAAAAUGAACGAGAGAAACAAACAGGAGAACGAGUCUCCGAACGCAUCCCACCUAGCACGCCAACCCCACUGCCUUCAGAUGCACCAUCAGAAGAUUUGUCAACGCAGCCCACAACGCCGGCUUCUUCUGCCCCGGCUGCUUCGUCGAAGUCUCAACAGACCCCUACACAGCCCAAGACUCGACCUGCAGGACAAGUGGUGCCAGUGCUGCCCGCUCUGCCGCAGAGUCCAACUGCAGCAAAGAGAGCACACCGUGAUUCUGUCAUUUCGUCGCAAUCGAAGACUUCGGAAGAUGCCACGAUUGCUCAGACUGAGGAUCAAUCUGGAUCAGCCAUCUCAGGGAACGUCCAGGACCCCGCUAAAGCUGACGAGAACGCGACUCCGGCACCUGCUCCGCCGAAGCCCAAGCCGUCUUCUUGGGCAAGCCUCCUUCGUCCUGCCCAAUCACAAAAUGCCGUCAACGCCAACGUUGAUACUGCAUCGGAUGUGAACGGCGGCAUCGCCUUGCGUGGCGAGGCUCUUUCAGACGUCCUCCAUGAUGUGAGCGCUACGCUGGACGCUCCCAGCAAAAUUUCAUUUCUUCAACCUCGUGGCCUGGUCAACACUGGCAACAUGUGCUACAUGAACUCAGUGUUGCAAGUGCUCGUCUUUUCAAUACCAUUUUACGAUUUGAUUUCCAAGAUUGCGCGUCGAUCUGCGCAUACGUUCAAAAGCGAUACCCCCUUAAUUGAUGCCAUAAUUAUGUUUCUGCAAGAGUACAAUGUACUCGACUCGGCGGCUUCGGCCGAGCAGCUUCGGCUACGACUCAAACCAGAGGAUUACGAAAAGUAUGGGGAUUCUUUUGCGCCAGAGUAUGUAUAUGCAGCGAUCAAGCAGUUGCCUCGCUUCCGAGAGAUGCGUCGGGGCCAUCAGCAGGAUGCUCAGGAGUUCCUUGGCUUUCUCCUUGAAGAACUCCACGAGGAGUGCUCCAGAAGCAUGAGGUCAGGCUCGACGAGCAGCGGACGCAGCACACCGCUUGGCAGUGUUGGCGGAGGGCCAGACCAUGUGACAGAUAUUGAAAGCGGGUGGAUGGAGGUCGGCCACAAGCAGAAGCCAUCCGUGACGCGGUCAUCAGGCGCAGUGGCCAAUGAGUCACCCAUCAACAGCAUUUUUGGAGGGAAGCUGCGAUCCGAGCUCAAGGUGGCGGGGAACAAAUUGUCUGUGACACUAGAGCCAUAUUCACCGCUGCAGUUGGAUAUUGGCAGUCCCGAGGUCAGCAAUAUCAUCGACGCGCUCAAAGGAUUGACGCGGCCGGAAAGCAUGCAAGGAGAUUUCCACACGGCGCGGGGACAGAAGACGACAGCUACCAAGCAGGUUUUCAUCGAGACUCUGCCGCCGGUGUUGAUUUUGCAUCUGAAGCGGUUCCAGUAUGACAGCACGACGAAGCGGGCAGAGAAGAUCUGGAAAAAGGUGGGAUACCCACUAGAGUUGGAGAUCCCCAAGGAGGUGUUCCCAACGUCAGCACGCAACAAGCUUGCAGUUCACGGCGGGCUGCCACGAUAUCGACUAACAGGUGUCAUCUACCACCAUGGCAAGAAUGCUAACGGGGGACACUAUACGGUGGACAUUCGUCGACAAGACGGCAAGGAAUGGGUCAGGCUGGACGAUACGCUGAUUCGACGGGUCCGCAGCGAGGACGUUGCAGAGGGGGGCAGUGAGGAAGACCCCAAGGUGCUGGCAGCAGCUUUGGAACGGCACAAACAAGGUGCGGGGAGCAGCAACCGGUUCGAGCAGAUUGAGCAGGAAGAAGAGGAUGGAGAGCCUGACAACAAAGCAUGGAGUCAAGUGAACGGGCACUCGCGAAACAAGUCCACCAUGAGUGUGAUGGUCAAUGGAUCCGCGACUCCAGCCAAGAGCUCGGGUCCCCAGACGCCACGCGAAAAGUACUCGGUCAAGGACAACAAGGUGGCAUACCUCUUGUUCUACCAGCGCAUUUCGGCAGCCGGCUAG